GCUAGCUAGCUAGCUAGCAAGCAACCCAAACACUUCCUCAAUAUAUAUGAUUAGAAGUACUCCUUGUGAUUGAUGUACGGUAUGCUAUGAUGGUGCUAUCAUGAAGAGGUGUACCUUUACUGUUGUUCGAAAACUCAAAGUAAAGAAGCGACGAAGGUCAUGUGGGUGGUAUUCUCGUGCCAAGUCCCUCAUGGCAGCGGCGCUGUUUGUUCUACCAGUUGUAUCUUUCUUGUUAUCAGCGAUGCUAGUACCAAUACAGAACGAACCAAGUGCCAGUCGAGCAUCACGUCCUCGUCAUUUCAAGAUUCUCGAUAGCAACAAGAGGAAGGAGCAACGGCCUCUCCAACUAGCCAGGCUGUCAAAACCAUUGAGAUGGUACCGUGAGAACUGGUAUCAUCCAGAGGAAUCGUUAUCAUCAUCAUCAUCAUCACCACCGUCGCACACGACGAGCCUCCCGGAAUGGAUGAAGCGAUACUUUGCUUGGCACCACCGACAGCUGCAAUCCUUGGAGAUCACAACCGGAGGCAGCAAUGAACAAAAAAGAUACCUCAUCUUACAAUGCCUCCAUCAAGACAGGCAAUGUGGUGGACUCGCAGACCGACUCUUGGCAUUGCCCUUCUUGAUACUCUUGGCGGCUCAAACGCAACGGAUACUACUCAUUGUUUGGACUGUACCCUUUCCUUUGGAAGAAUUUCUCAUGCCACCAGCCAACGGGUUAGAUUGGAUGCUGCCACCACUACUGAACACCACUUUUGGUAUCCACACCCAACACGUUCCGACAGAAAAAUCCAUCCUGUCGGCACCUUCGAUCGUCGACAAGACGGUCUUUGUCCGCGUGAGCACAUUGGUUCCCGCAGCACACAAUACCAGUAUCCCUGUGGUUCGAGCUAGGAUUCAAGAUUAUAAAACUGCCUGGGAUUAUUACGAUCAAUAUCAUCAGCAACAGCAUCAACCACAACACCAAGCUAGUGGAAACCAUGGGCAUGGUAUAGCUUCUCUUGACUAUCGCGACAUCUUUUGGUCCUUGUUUGAACCAUCCCCACCCUUGGCCAGGGCGAUUGGAGAACUUCGUGUGGAUCAACAACCCUACGUGGUGGCACACUACAGGGCCAUGUACAAUGCUGACAAUCAUCUUUCAUCCACUUUUCUGGAGCUAGCCAGCGAGAACGCAGUUUUCUGUGCCUCGGAGCUUUCGCCGGGAGCACCGGUUGUCUUUCUCUCGGAUUCGAUGGAGGCGCGACAACACAUUCAGGAGUUCCGGAAACGAGUUGGCAGCAAGAAGAUGGCGCUCAUCGUGCCUUCGCCAUGGUCUACCAAGAAGAAUCGAUCUUUGGAACUAUCCAACACGUCCUCGGUUUCAUCAGGCAGCAACAUCAUGACAAAACGUCCAUCCCUGUUGCAUCUGGACAAGGCAACGAGGAGCACUAGUGUGAAUCAGCGCCAACAAAGCAGUGAUUAUCAACCAGUCGACUUUUAUGAUACGUUCUUAGACCUCUUUCUCAUGGCCCAUGCGCAGUGUAUCUCGUACGGCCAGGGGGGAUUCGGCAAAAUGGGGAGUCUCUUGAGCCAGGAUCCAUCGUGUGCCAAGCGACAUUUUGAAAAUGGGUCUGUGGUCCGUUGUACAAGCGAAAUAGGUACGGGUGGCUUUCGCGCCACCAGUACCGUAGCUACCGGUAGCUAGCCAGCUCUACUAGCUCACACCUACGGUACUCGUGCUACAGUACGCUUUUUGUACAGUUCCCAAGUUCCCAUACUGUACUGUACUGUACACUCAUUACAGUCUUGAGAAACGAAUCGAAUCUUCAAUCAAACGUAAGUGCCAGUCGAUAACGCCAAUAAUCCUGCUUGCAAUACGUCCAGAAGAAUUUGUAUGAUGUUUCUUGUUUUCUAUUUCGUUUCGGUACUUUUUAAAAUUUUCCUGGCGUACUUGCAACUCUUGUGUUGGUAGUGGUAUUACUGGUACGGUACCGGUACAUGUACUAGUCUAGCCAGACAAAUUUUAAUCUUUGUUUCAAUUAAGUCAAUUUGUUUCUGUCAAAAUACAUUACAUGUAUCCUAUUCUAACUCACGUCAUCACAUCAAAGCGGCAACGAAGAACACAAGAACGAACAAAGAAGGUUGAAAAAAGAAGCAUCGAUUAAACAGGAGGAUUCUGUUUCCGGC
Seminavis robusta is the source of this 2163-nucleotide messenger RNA. NCBI's taxonomy places the organism in Eukaryota, Bacillariophyta, Bacillariophyceae, Naviculales, Naviculaceae. The record is from the annotation of a GenBank genome assembly.